This is a messenger RNA of Melanaphis sacchari, 994 nucleotides long. RefSeq lists its product as uncharacterized. The transcript has 4 exons. The record is from RefSeq and is a predicted model, not a curated record. Lineage: Eukaryota; Metazoa; Arthropoda; Insecta; Hemiptera; Aphididae. Bases 67 to 711 code for a protein of 214 amino acids.
UACUGUAACACGCGUUGUCGCCGGAGACAGAGUUCGUCUUCACUGCCGCGAACACCGAGCGUUAAAAUGUCCGAUUCGUCUUCGAUUACGAUGCACCGCAAGUACGUUGACCCGUGGGACCUAGACCUGCGGGAGGUGUCGUGGAGACACUCGAGUGACACAACAGACUGUUCGGCUGACCACCAAGUCGUAUCCCUGUCGUCAGCGGCCGGACCUGUGUCUACACGAUCCGAUUUUGUGUACGUACCGGGUCCGCCAAAAAGCAACAAGUCAAGCACCGGUAGAACGAGAUCUCGAUCGGUAGCCCGGUACGAUUGCUGCCGAUGUUCGCCGAGUUCAUCAUCUAUGGCCCUCGUCCCGCCCGAUUCAAACGAAAAUCUAUACGAAUAUUGGGAAACUGGUUGCAAACCACCAUCGUAUUGCAAGUACUCUUCGGUAGAUCACCAUUUCUACCCUAUCGUUUGUGGAUCUUCGAAACAACAAUGUCGUCUACUAUACAAUGUUUCCAGGCCGGAAGUCCGCCGGAACUCGCGUUACGACAAUGGAGACAUGGAAUCAGUUCUGUGUCGAGCUUACAUGGCCAAUAGUGGAGAAUAUAAUUCAACUGAAAAUAUGGUAACUAGUCAAUUCCGCUACAACACUCUUGGUCAUAUGAAAAUUGAUUACUCUUCCAACUGGAACAAUCUGGAUAAAUAUAUAUGUCAAGUUUAGGAUAUCGAUAAUUAUGACUUGCAGCCUACACUCAUCAUACAUAUCUUCUACACAGAAAUGUUAAAAUUUAAAAUAAUUGAAGUAUCAGUAAGGUAUCUGCAGUUAUCUGUACAGUAUAAUACGCAAACAGACGUCAGCUAGUACAUUAUAUUUUACGUUUAAAUCAUAAGUAUGACGCAUUUAAAUAACUUUAAAAUGUAUUCUAUGAGUUGUAACAUAAAUUGUAUAUGUAUACUAUAAUCUAUUAUCAAUAAUGAUCAUAAAGUGCAGCUCCUGUAAGCAU